Molecule: messenger RNA, 1501 nt
Organism: Blepharisma stoltei
Lineage: Eukaryota; Ciliophora; Heterotrichea; Heterotrichida; Blepharismidae
Source: the annotation of a GenBank genome assembly
AUGGGUUUAUCUUCAUCGUCUCAUACGAGUGAGCAAAAGAGCAAAAUAAAAUCUUGACAGAAUAUAUCCCAUAAACGUAAUUACACUGAAAGCGAUGCAGUUUAUGAUAAAAAUGACAUUUUGAGUUCUUUUGACUCAGAUUUUUCAAUGAAUAGCCCAAGACUUCAGUCAAAAUUAUUAAUGAUGAAUUUGAAAUAUAUAAGAAAUAGAAUAAUUUCACAGAAGGAAUUAUCAAAAAUAUGUAAAUGAGACUAUUUAUUUCCAAAAACAAUCGAAGCUAAAGUAGCAGCAACAAUAUUUUAUUGAGGAGAAUAUACAGAGAAAUAUGUCGAUGGGGUUUUGGUCGAAAAAAACAUUUAUAGUUUUAUUAUAUUGUCCAUAUGCCUAUAUAGAUUUCUUUAACGAGUAAAAUAUAAUUUGACAGUUGAACGACGAAUAUCAAAACACAACUCGAUUAAUAAAUUUUUAAUUAUUAAUUCUAUUUAAAUUUUCUAAUGCACACCAUAUAGCCAUUAAAAACCUCAUAAAGAACAAUCAGUGUUCAAUUUUAUGUGAAUAUGAAAUAAUUAAAAUAUUUGCAUCGUUUUCAAAAGAACCUUUGUAUAAUGAUUAUGCAGACGGAAUUUAAUAUGAUUUAGUUGAUUGAACCUAAAUUUUAUAGAAAACAGGGAAUAUUAGUUAAUAUGCUUAUCAGUUUCAGUCCAAAAGGGUAUCUUAAAUUAAAAAAAAUUAAUAUUUACAAUAAAGAUAUUUUGAAAAUUGACUAGUUUAAUUGUCAAAAAAUUUUUGACAUGCCAUUUUUUAACCCUUCCUGCUAUAGCGAUAGAGUCUGUUUUGGCCAUUAGGCUUUCUAUUAUAUCUUGCUCGAUAAAGAAAUCUAUAUAGUGCUAUGGGCUAUAAAUCUAAUACAAGAUGGAGAUGAUGCAGAAAAAUGAUGGGGUGUAAAAGCAUUAAAUCAACUUUCUGAUAUAGAAAAUCUCCAAGAAGAAAUAAGAAAAAUGAUUUCACCUGAAAAUUUAAUUAGAAUUUUACCCUCUUUGUCUCAAGACUCAAGAUGUGAAAUAGGAAAAAUCCUAACUCCCCCUCUUCCGUGAGCGAACAACAAAACUUGUUAGCAGGGGGGUUAAUUUUUUAUUUUAAAAAAAUCUUUAUAGAAAUUUGUUUUUUCAAAAUUAAUUUAAUUUGUAAAAUUUAUGUUUUAAAUGCAAUUUGUUUAAAAUUACACAGAAUUAGUUGGGAUUUCAUUAUAUUAAUUAUCACUUAUAUAUCAACAUUUUUCAUAAAAAAAAUUUUGUUCACUCAUGGAGGGUGGGUUCUUGGGCAAAAAAUAGGUAUUUUUCUAAUGGUUUUUCACUCAUGGAGGGAGGGAGUAAGAAUUUUAUAUUUUGAAGGCCUUAUUUUUUAUGGUACUCAUUUGCAACCCAUUUCAAGGAAAAUAUUGCUAAACCACAUCAAUGAUUUUGAUAUUCUUACUCAAAAUUGUAUAAAGAAAUACAAAUAA